Liolophura sinensis is the source of this 7378-nucleotide messenger RNA. RefSeq names its product mucin-2-like. The record is from RefSeq and is a predicted model, not a curated record. NCBI's taxonomy places the organism in Eukaryota, Metazoa, Mollusca, Polyplacophora, Chitonida, Chitonidae. Bases 91 to 5439 code for a protein of 1782 amino acids. The transcript is spliced from 6 exons.
GCGACAUUGUACAGACGUUCAUGCUAACGUAGCACUCACAGAUCUUUCUUCUCGGAAGAUACGGGCUUAGAAGAAACCAUAAGAGAGACGAUGGCUUGGAGAAGCCACAACCGUUUCUCCCUCCCUCCAAUAGAGAGCGCAGGGACCCGGGGUUAUCCCCCUAAAUCCCCACCAGCGACGAUUUGCCCAGAUACGUCGCCCCCUCAAUAUUUGGGAAACAGAAUGUACGUGACGGGUUCUGCCAGUCACAUCUACCAGGAUGAUUCAGUCUAUGACGGCGAAUCAUUGGUCUGUAACAGUUCAACCAGCAAGGCCUCCUCGAAAGAUGAAGAAAGCGGCUCAACUUCCAGCAGUUCCGGGUCUCAACCAGUGUUCAGUGAACAUGUGAAAAGGAAAAUAGAGCAAAGACGCCAAGAUCUGUCUGAACUUAGUUUGUUAAAACGGAUAGAAACGGCAGAGGAUCUCGAUCUACAUGCAAAGAAGAUCCUAUCAAAGUCUGAGUCACUGGAUUGGUUACUGGACACCGACCUAAACAUGUUGGUGUAUGAAAUGGAGGAUUUGGAAUGGCGUGUGUUUGAGGUAGUUUACAUUAUUAAACCUGACUACAAGGACUACGCCAUGCUGAUCCCAGAGACAGAUAGAUCUAUUCUUGAUAACAGCUACAAACUGCUGCGACGGUUAACCAAGAUAGACGGAUACUCCCAACUCAACGUGAGACCAAUCACAGACUUGCCCCGUCCAUGUUACCUUCCUAGGCCCAUCAAAGGUCAUCUGUGGGAGCAUCCAGCGCCUAAACCCAACUGUGUUGGAAGCUUCAAACAAUCACGCAUACCACUGCCAUUUGCGAAAGGAAACGUCAUGGAGAGAUCACAUAUUCCUCCAGAGAUUCACAAUUUGAUCAGAAGAUUACACAAAGCUUACGCUAAAUUGUGCACAAUGGUUGAUCAAUGGUUUAGCCCAGGCACAGUCAAGGAGUAUGUCAAGCGAGCAAAAGCAAAAGGUACUCACACCCAUCCGACCGCCAAGGAGACACUACCCCAAACGGCAGCCAUGGAGACUGCAACCCCAAUGUCAACAAAGGAGGCUUGCCCUAAGCCAGCGCCCAGAAGAAUAAGAGUUCCUCUGCCGUCUCCUCGACCCAGACUUAUACAUAACAAUCGCUACAACAAAGUUGCCUCAAGUGGCUAUGGGAGAUCUAAGAAGAAAGAAAAAACAGCUACAGAGGAUCCCAAAAAAAACGCGAAGGAGAUCCUACCGAAGCCCGAAUCGCUGGACUGGCUACAUGACAUGGACCUUAACAUGCUGACUUAUGAAAUGGAGGACCUGGAAUGGCGUGUGUUUGAGGUAAUAUACGUCAUUAAACCAGACUACAAGGAUUAUUCCAUGUUGAUUCCAGAGACAGAUAGACCUGUCCUUGAUGACGGCUACAACCUGCUUCAAAGGCUAGCGAAGAUAGACGGAUACUCCGAGCUCAACGUGAGACCAAUUAUAGACUUACCUCAUCCGUGUUACCUUCCUAGGCCCAUCAAAGGCCAUGCUUGGCAGAAUCCAGCGCCUAAACCCUGCGGUGGAGGCUUCAAACAAUCUCGCAUACCACUGCCUUAUCAGUUUGCAAAAGUUAAUGUCACAGGAUCACAGAGAUCAGAUAUUUCUCCAGAGAUUCACGAUUUGAUCAGAAGAUUGCACAAAGCAUAUGGCAGGUUAUGCACAAUGGUUGAUCAGUGGUUUAGUCCAGGCACAGUCAAGGAGAACGUCAUCCAAGCGACAGCCAAGGGAACCCCAAACCAUCCGACAUUCAAGGGGACUAUCGCCCGAGCCACUUUCAAGGAGGCUGGCGCCCAAGUAGCAGCAAAGGAGAAUGUCACCGAAGUGCCCGCCAAGGAGACUGUCACCCAAGCCACAACCAAGAAGAGUGUCACGCUAGCGACAUCCAAUGAGACUUGCCCGCAGCCAGUGCCCAGAAGGAUAAGAGUUCCUAUGCCGUCUCCUCGACCCAGGCUUAUACAUAACAAUCGCUACAACAAAGUUGCCUCCAGUGGCUAUGGGAGAUGUAAGACAAAACCAAAGCCAACAUGUAUCAUGCAGACAAGCCACUCGUUUGUGUCCACCAGAAACAAUAUAGCACCAUCUGUUAGAGGACAAACAUGUCAAACCCUGCAGAAAGAUCCUCCACCACCACCCAAAGUUGAUAUCAGGACGGUGGCCAGACUCAAUGGAUCCAGACUCCCAAUUCCUGUGAAGUUAUCCGCGUCCAUCCUACCCACGACAUCCUCCACGUCAUCGGAAACUGCUAUUGCAUCAAAGGAUACUUCUUCCACAACUGCCGUUGCGUCGAAGGCACCUACCUCAGACAUCAGGACCAUGGCUAGGCUUAAUGGAUCAAAACUGCCAAUUCCCAUAAAGUCAACACAGAGUACAUCUCAACUGGCGUCUAUAAGGCAGCCCACAUCUUCUAUGUCAACAAACGGCAGACAUCCGGCUCAAGUGACAAAUCUUCCUCAAAAGUCUAUCCGACGAGUCAGCCUGCGUUCCAACCUCUACAAGGACAUUCCUUCUACCGGCUAUGGAAAAGCUAAACUUCGAGUGAAGACGCAGUUUUUUGCAGCCACAGGCUGUUCCUCUUUCUCCACCGUUAACAGCCAAAGACCAGUUCAGCCUAAAACUAAAAUUCGAAAAACAAAACAAAAAGACAGUUUGAAGCCACCUAAACCUGACAUCAGAUUGAUAGCUAGACAGAACGGAUCGAAAAUUCCGCUUCCCACAAAGCUGCUUGAAAGCGAAUCGCAACGGCAGUCGAUUUCAGGUUGGGGUAAUUCGUCUACCUUCUCAACGGCUGAUGCCUCAGAUGACAUUUGUUCGACAAAUACCUCAGAUGUCAAGAUUACGGCUGGACAGAAAGGAUCGAAACCUUCAGUUCUAUUGAAACCGGGCCAGAAUGAGAGCACAGUGAAGUCAACGACGAGUCAGAACAAUUCUUCUAACUCGACAAAUCCUGCCACAUCAAAAGACGAAGACCUGGGAAUUAACCCCGGAGUAAUGACAACUGUGUUAAUGUCAAAUCUACCGGAUGCCCCAGGAUGCAAACACCGGCCGGCGUCAACAAAUGAGACUGGAGCAAAAGACAUAAAAGCGGUACGAAGGCUUGAUAUCAGAGCUGUGGCAAGACAAAACGGCUCCAAACUUCCAGUUGCUGUCAGGUCACUGGCUUUAACGGGUACGUCUAUAUCGAAAGACGCUCUAUCAGCUCUAAACCCUGUCAUCAGGACAAGUGCGAAAUUCAGUGCAGUAAAACCAACAGCUCGCUCAAAGCCAUCCAAGCCACACUGUAAGGCAAGUCAAGGCAAGUCUUCCACUUGCACAAAUGCCGCGGCAUCUCGUUUCGGUAACUCGACGCGUUACUCUAAGAUAACGACAAUUGUAGGACAGCCUGUUCUCUCAGCUUUUAGGAAACGGGAUUUAUGUGCAUCAAUGAAAAAACCUGAUGAUCCCCCUCCAGCACCAAGACCUGAUAUUAGGGCUAUAGCAAGAGCCAAUGGGUCCAGACUACCGAUUCCUAUAAAGCAAAUCCACAGCACAUCUGAACUGAAGUCUAUGAAAAUUCACAGCAAUUUAUCAAUAAAAAAUGUUGCAUCAAAUAACGCUCCUUCUUUACCUGAUAAUAGCGGAAUGUCUACUGCCAAAGGAGAUGUGUCGAAACUACCAGUUACCGUAAAAGCAACAAAAGGACAAUCCCAGACCCAGUCUGCUGCAGCUCCGAAAAAUUCCUCUGCUUCUAAAAGUGUCGCUGACCCGGCAACUAAAACUAACAUCCACAGUAUUGCCAGGCAGAACGGAUCAAAACUUCCCACGAGGAGCCCAGUUCCCAUCAAGAUUCAAAGUAAUUCUUCGGCUUCAUCUACAUCAAGUAAAUGUUGCUUGGCACCCAGACCUGAAAUCCGUGAUAUUACCGAACGACACGUCUCCAAACUCCCGGUUUCCAUUAUGCUGUCCACCACGAGUCCGAGUGAAUCAAAUGCACCUGCAUCAGGUAAAAGUUGCUUGGCACGCAGAUCUGACAUCCGUGAUAUUGCCAAGCGGAACGGUUCCAAACUCCCAGUUCCUAUUAUUCUGUCCAGCACGAGUCGGGGGGAUUCACGGGCAUCGAAAUGUGUGGCUGCAUCAACUGACGCUCAAUCAGCAGAUAAUCCUAAUAUCAGAGAUGUUGCCAGACGGAAUGGGUCGAAACUCCCAGUGAUCAUAAAACCGUCUCAGAACACCUCAGAGUCAGACGGCCGGGUAAAUCAGACCACAAAUACUGUCUGUUUAACUAACGCCUCUUUGACACGUAUUCCUGACAGUGCCACUACAGCCAGCCCGAAACUUCCAAUUCCACGCAAACAACCCAUAACAAGUCAAAGCGCGUCAAACAACAUUUACUCAGGUAAAAAUGGACCGUCAGCAUCGAUAACUGGACCUGUUCUGAUGCCACCCAUGCGAACCACAAGUCUGCGGGAAUUUGUGGAAAUGUUUCGUCCCCUACCCCCAGAAAAGAGAGUGUUUAAGGCUAAGCAGACUCACAAGGUAAUUUCAACUGUUCAGCCACCGACUAAACCAGCGGUUAAACCAAAACGACCAGUUCAUCUUAGGCCACCGGUUCAACCUAAAACAGCAGCUAAACCAAAGCCAGCCGUCCAACCUAAACCAACAGCUCAACCAACACCCGUUCUGCCAAAACCACCAAUUGAGCCCAAACCACCGAUUCUACCAAAACCACCGCUUCAGCCGAAAUCACCGGUUCAACCAAAAUCACCGAUUCAGCCAAAAUCAACAGUUCAGUCAGAACCACCGGUUCAGCCAAAAGUACCGGUUCUGCCAAAGCAUCCCGUUCAGCCAAAAUCACCCAUUCCACCAGAGCCACCGGUACAGCCAAAACAACCAGCUCAGUCAAAACAACCGGUUCAGCCAAAAUCACCGGUUCAGGCAAAAUCACCCACCAAGCUGUUACUAUGCCCGAAACCACCAAGUACCCCGCCCCCUGAAAACAGCAGACGGCGAAUCCGUGUGGUGAGUCCGGCCUUGGAUCCCGAUAAGCCUUGUCCUAUUAAACCAGCUAGGGGGAUUCUGAAGACAUUGUGUGAGCGGAUGGACUUUCGAGAAAUGGACGCCAUGUUUGAAGCUAACAACCAUCCAGACUACUACCCGCCCUUGUGCCAAAAUCUUGAUCGCUUCUUCUAUCGUUUAAUGGCGCCUCGAAGGCUCGUCCCCAUGGGCCUUGAGAGCUGGACUGUUCUGAACAGAAGGAGAGUCCAGUUUGAUCCAGAGUCAAAGGACCAAUUUGAGGCAGAGUCAGCAGGCAAAUAUGAACCAGACCUAGAAGACGAAGAGUUUCUCGAGUUAGAAAGGCAAUGCAAUGCAGAGUUUGAAAACGGAGACGAGCUUAACAGAAAAGCUAGAAAUUGAAUUGCUUUGAACAAUUUGGAAUGUUUGAUGGAUGAGUUACCUUUUAUCAUCUGGAUUAAUUCGACCUCGGUUUUACAACAUACAUAUAACAUUCUGAUUGGCUGCAGAACUUCUCAAAAAAGAAAUGUGUCGAAUCUGAGUUUGCAGAAAUAUUUUUACCGAGGAUAUUUGCCAGACUUUGCUGUGAUGCAAGUUGCUUCAUUUUUAAAGCCGACGCUAAUGUUCGAAUCCAACGAGAACAGAAACAAGAUAUUCACGGUAAGGACAAAAGUCCAUGUUUACAGGUGUACAAAGUGUGUGGUUUUAUUUUAUUGUACAGGUGAUGGUUUAUAUGCUCUCUAUACUUUUGUGUGUAUUUUUAAUGCUACUAUUUUAUAUAAAAUAUUAUAAUAAUUAAAAAAUGUUCUAUAAUAAUACCAUAUUUUUAUUAGAUAUUUAGCAAUAUAGAAUUUAAAAUAUCUCGAACAUUAAAUCAGGGUUUAACUUCCCUUGGGCUCUUCCCAAACUUUCUCUUGGGGUACCCCGUUGGCUCUCUGAGGCAUUUCCUGCCCAUAACAUUCGUAAGAAACUAUCGCAGAUUGUCUAAAUGCUACAACAUUCAGAAACUGCAUACAGCCACCUUAUACAUCAAAGUGUAUACUUAUACACCCAGACAUACCAAAACAUGGCUUAGUUUUCAUGAUCAAUGCCAUACUUUUUUUUUCUUCUUUUUAAUUAUUUUUUCUUUUUGUUUACAAAACACACAUCAGAUGGGACAAUUAAGGAUCCAAACUUCAGGCGUUGUAACGUUUUUAAGACUCAAACUCAACCUCUAUCACCUAGGUUACUGUAUAAUAUUUUACUACACGUUGUACGCCAACAUGUGUCACGGCUCCUACGACAACAAUACGUACAACAAUACGUGAUCAUAUAACGUGAUCAUAUAACUUGUACACCAACACGUGGUACAGAUCCCGGGUCCAUUGUACCAACAAAUGUUACGGGUGCCUAGUACACCAAUAUGUUGGUACGGAUUCAAUGCCUAACACACCAAUACAUUAUACGGAUCCAAUGCAAAACGUGGUACGAUUCCAAUGCCUGGCACACCAAAACGUGGUACGGAUUCAAUGCCUAGCACGCCAAAACAUUAUACGGAUUCAUUGCCUAGCACGCCAACACAUUAUACGGAUCCAAUGCCUAGCACACCAAUACAUUAUAGGGAUCCAAUGCCCAGCACACCAACACAUUAUAGGGAUCCAAUGCCUAGCACACCAACACAUAAUACGGAUCCAAUGCCUAGCACACCAACACAUUAUACGGAUCCAAUACCUGGCACAACAACACAUUGUGCGGAUCCAGUGCCUAGCACACCAACACAUUAUACGGAUCCAAUAAAACUCACCAACAGCUGCGGAUACAUUGGUACGCCAACACGUGUAACUAUUCACAUCAUCUCACGUGACGGUGGUAUUGCUCGUGCAACCAGGAGAGCCAGCACGUAACGGGGAUCGAGUGACUGACAUACCAGGCUGAUACGUGGUAUUUAUUCUAAAACCAAAGUGAUAGAAUCCAUGUGCGAAUGGUAACACUCCUGUUUUAUAUCAUUGAUUUACACCAUGACUUUUUUUUCUAUUUUUCUUUCUUUAUUAUUAUUUUUUCUUAUAUAAAUAUUGUUGUUUUCCACUUUAACAUAUCGUAGGUGGCCCACAGCUGUUGGCCUUACUAUACCACAAUCGCUCUCUAUCAGGGCGACUUGAUAACUCGUUGUUUUACUCAACCAUAUACCGUGCAUUUCAGUGGAAACGUUGAUUUUUUUAUAAUUGUUGUUUAACAUCUUAUCUGUCAUUCAGUAUCGGUUUCUUGCGAUAUUCUCAAAGUCUUUUAGUGUCUUUCUUGAUUCGGUCGAUUAUCGAACGCGCUGUGUGUGCAAGGCGCGAUACAUUGUUUUUAUAUAAGCUCC